AUGCCGAUCAUGGCGCCUCUACCUGUGGGUUCCUCUCCGCACCCGCACGACGUGUCCCGCAGACUCGGGCCCCUCACCAACACAUCCCUGGCCUCUUCCACGCAGGCAACCCCCACUCACGAGGACAGUGGCGGUGAUGGAAACGAGGUGAUGAUCUAUACCCUCGACGACGCCGACGACGAGAGUCAGGGCCAUAUCGACACAUUAAACGAUGGGGAGAGUGAAGACGGGGGACAGGAAGAGGACGAUAAUGACGACGCCGAUGAUGCCUACGACGAAGAGGACGAAGAGAGCUUAUACGACCCGGCGUACCAUAACUGCCCCAUCCAUUAUCAGCAAUCCCUCGUUCACCACGAAUCCCUCUACUACCAAGACCCGGAUACCUACCUCUCGGACGACGAGGUAAUGUCCGAUGACGCUGGCGCACCAUUGACGGACCAUGUGGCUACCCAGCACCCCGCCGAUAACAUGGAUGUGGAUGUACCCGCAGAGGUCGAGUUUCCAUGGGACGACGACGACGACGGCAGCAAUCCGGAGUUUGAUAUCAUGACCCCCAAUCCGGACAUGGUCGCCGACGCGCAAGCGGCGGCAAUGGAAGUCCAUACUCAAGCCACCGCCAUUCUGAACACAGCGCCGUUUGUCGGCCUUACCUGGGAACAAUUUCCACCAGGAGCCACCUGGACACACGCUUUUUCUGUUCCAAAUUCGAAUCCUGCUACCAUCGGGCCGUCAAAUUAUGGCCUAGCCGAUUUCCUUCACCACUGGGCACGUCACAGCCGAACUUUUCCAGGCACGGCUCGGGGGGGUUGUCCCUGGCCGGCCAGCGUCAACGCACUCCAAUCCUCCGGAGAUGAAUUAAUCAAGUAUGACGAUCUGGAAGGGGACCGGUGCGAUUUCCAGGGGGUUGACUGGGAGGACAUCGGGGUCGCAAGGAAGGAUGCCCGAGAGCGCCGGUUCCUGACAUACAGCAACUACGUGAACAAACCAGGUUCGGAUAAGUGGACGCCGAACCUCCCAGACGCUGUUCUCCCACGUAAUGAGAGCUUCUUUCGGUUUCGUCGCAUGGACAUCAAGCGGAACAUCCACUUGUCGCACUUCCAGCUGCGCAACGUGUUUGCAAGCACUUCGCGUUCACGCGUCUUUUAUCCCGCCCUCGGCACCAUCCAGCAGUUCAAUCCCAUGUCCGGCCAUGGCCGCGCUAUCAUGGAACUCAGCGACGCGCCUGCUUCCCAAGUGUCGACGUUGGCCGCUGGUCAGGGCGUUCUAGUCGCGGGUGGCUUUAGUGGUGAAUACAUGCUUCGCCAUUUGGACUCGUGUGAACCAGAAAGCACGGCUUGUCACGAAGGUGUCAUCACCAGCAGCAUCAGCGGUAUCACGAACCACGUCGCCGUCCACCAGGCGCGGAUUUCCUCCGCCCCGCGGGCGGACUUUGCAUCCAACGACAACUGCUUCCGUGUCUUGGAUCUUACCACCGAGACCUGGGUGUCGGAGGAGACGCAUGACUUCGCGCCCAACUGUGCCGCCCUGUCGCCCGACGGACGGCUCCGCGUCAUGGUAGGGGACAGUCUCGACGUCAUCAUUACGGCCGCCGAGUCGUCGCGCCCAAAGGGCGAACCAGACGUUCUGCAAAGGUUAUCCGGCCACCGCGACUUCGGUUUUGCUUGCGACUGGGCCGACGACGGAUGGACUAUCGCCACGGCGUUCCAGGACAAGACUGUCAAGAUAUGGGAUGCCCGUCGGUUUACCGACAGCGCCGGCAAUGCCGCGCCGGUCUGUACCAUACGCAGCGAGAUGGCCGGCGCGCGGAGUGUGCGCUUCUCGCCCAUCGGCAGCGGGAAGCGGGUCCUCGUCGCCGUUGAAGAGGCCGACUUCAUCAACAUUAUCGAUGCCCAGACCUUCCGUUCCAAGCAGACGGUCGACGUCUUUGGCGAACUCGGCGGCAUCUCGUUUGAGAACGGCGGCCAGGAUCUCAUGGUGCUGUGCUGCGAUCGUUCUCGCGGGGGGAUUCUGCAGCUGGAGAGGUGCGACCAGGGAGGCGAUCCUACGUGGAAUUCGGGUGGUGAACUGGUUACUGAUGACUGGCCGCGGUCAAUAUUCACCAAACAUAAGCAUACGAACAGGAGCCGGCGACGCAUCGCUGCUUAUACAGACAUGGAUCCGUUUUGA
Messenger RNA from Chaetomium globosum CBS 148.51, 2166 nucleotides. RefSeq lists its product as uncharacterized. The coding region runs from base 1 to 2166 and encodes 721 amino acids. The record is from RefSeq and is a predicted model, not a curated record. NCBI's taxonomy places the organism in Eukaryota, Fungi, Ascomycota, Sordariomycetes, Sordariales, Chaetomiaceae. The transcript has 2 exons. Gene Ontology annotation, molecular function: protein binding.